Messenger RNA from Brachypodium distachyon (stiff brome), 1939 nucleotides. RefSeq names its product galactoside 2-alpha-L-fucosyltransferase. The record is from RefSeq and is a predicted model, not a curated record. The transcript has 2 exons. Gene Ontology annotation, cellular component: Golgi apparatus; membrane. NCBI's taxonomy places the organism in Eukaryota, Viridiplantae, Streptophyta, Magnoliopsida, Poales, Poaceae. Gene Ontology annotation, biological process: cell wall biogenesis; xyloglucan biosynthetic process. Bases 150 to 1850 code for a protein of 566 amino acids. Gene Ontology annotation, molecular function: galactoside 2-alpha-L-fucosyltransferase activity.
UUCUUAAAUAUAUAGAUCUAAACUGAGUCUGACUAGUACAAGAAGUUUGUCACUACACACUUGCAUUUCAACACAGAGGUCCAUAGCAAGCUAGGAGCCAGCCACAAUUAACCCACAAGUGAGAUAUCACCUGACAAAGCUAGCCCACGAUGGACACCAAGUGCGGCAUGGAUGAGCAGAGCUGGCUGGUGAUCGAGGAACAGGCCUCGCCGUUCACCGGGAAGAAGACGAACAAGGCAUCCGUCGUCAAAGGCAGGCGAUGGAGUUCGCUGGCCAACGCCGUGAUGGUGGCCCUGAUCAUGACGAUGCCGCCGAUCCUCCUCAUGCUCGGCGGCCACCUCAGCACGCCGGCGGUGUGGAUCAAGUCCACCGUGUCGGAGUUAGGCACCCGACGAGUUGCAGAACCAAAGAAAGACGUGCUUCUCGGCGGCCUGCUCCUUCCAGGAAUCGACGAGCAGUCCUGCGCCAGCCGGUACCAAUCCGUGCACUACCGCAAGAACAUGACCCGGUCGCCGACGCCGUACCUGAUCAAGCGGCUGCGGGAGCAGGAGGCGCUGCAGAGGCGGUGCGGCCCGGGCACGGAGCCGUACAGGAGAGCCUCAGAGCGGCUGAGAUCCGGGCAGAAAUUCGCCGACACCAUCGACGGCUGCGGCUACCUCGUGCUGCUUUCCUACCAGGGCCUCGGCAACCGGAUCCUCGCCAUGGCCUCCGCUUUCCUCUACGCCAUGCUCACCAACCGCGUGCUGCUCGUGGACCGUGGCAAGACACUGGGCGACCUCUUCUGCGAGCCUUUCCCGGGCACGACGUGGCUGCUCCCUCUCGACUUCCCGCUCCGGGGCUACAACGACCUGGGCGAGAGCGCGGCGGAGAGCUACGGGAACGUGUCAUUGCGCGGCGAGACGGCGUCCAAGCACCGGUUCGUGUACAUCCACCUCGAGCACGACGCGGCUCCAGCGAACAGGCUCGUGUACUGCGACGACCACCGGGAGUUCCUGCACCGGGUGCAGUGGGUCGUCAUGAGGUCCGACGGCUACAUCGCGCCGGGCUUCUUCCUGAACCCGGCGUACCAGGAGGAGCUCCGUAAAAUGUUCCCCCGGAGGGACUCGGUCUUCUACAUCCUGUCACGGUACCUUCUCCACCCGACCAACGACGUCUGGGGCAUGGUCACCCGGUUCUACGACGCGUACCUCAAGGACGCCGACGAGCGGCUCGGCAUCCAGGUCAGGGUCUUCUUCGACGCCGGCGUCCAGCCGAGGCCGUUGCCGCACAUCCUGGAGCGGAUCCUCGCGUGCACGAAGCAGGAGAAUCUGCUUCCCGGAGUGGUCAACAAUGUACCCUCGCCGAUGAAGACGAAGAAGGCACGGUCCAAGGCCGUCCUGAUGACCGGCCUCAACACAUGGUACCACGACAGCAUCCGGGAGAUGUACUGGCGGUCGGCGAGCGCCGACGGCGAGGUGGUGAGCGUGCACCAGCCGAGCCACGAGGGGCUGCAGCACUUCUUCCGGUCCGUGCACGACCAGAAGGCCCUGGCCGAGAUGUACCUGCUGAGCAUGACGGACAAGAUCGUCACCAGCGGCUGGUCGACGUUCGGCUACGUCGGCACCGCGCUCGGCGGGCUCACGCCGUACAUCAUGGUGAAGCCGGACAAUCAAGAGUCGACCGACCCGCCUUGCACACGGGCCAUGUCCAUGGAGCCUUGCUCCCAGGGGCCGCCUUACUUCGAGUGCACCAAGAAACAGAUUGACAACAUUAUUAACACAGGGAACCUGGUGCCCCAUCUCCGGUCCUGCGAAGACAUGUCUUGGGGAAUCAAACUCACCGACCCAGAAGUCACCGAAAAGCACGACUAGCUAGUACUCUAUGUUCGGUCCAGAAUUUUCUACAUGUCUUGCAUUUUCUGAGUACAUGAAUAACAACACCAGAAUUUUUUUUUACUGUA